Hypanus sabinus (Atlantic stingray) is the source of this 2792-nucleotide messenger RNA. RefSeq names its product cell division cycle 37-like 1 (gene cdc37l1). The record is from RefSeq and is a predicted model, not a curated record. Gene Ontology annotation, biological process: protein stabilization; protein folding. Bases 44 to 1057 code for a protein of 337 amino acids. The transcript is spliced from 7 exons. Gene Ontology annotation, molecular function: protein-folding chaperone binding; heat shock protein binding. Gene Ontology annotation, cellular component: cytoplasm. NCBI's taxonomy places the organism in Eukaryota, Metazoa, Chordata, Chondrichthyes, Myliobatiformes, Dasyatidae.
GUUACACCGGGCGGGCGGGCGGGCGCGUAGGGAGCGGCCGAAGAUGAUGGAGUAUCAGGCUGGUUUUCCCGGCGCCGCUUCCGAUAACGACGGCGAGGAGGAAGACGAGGGCGGAGAAAAAUAUAGACUCCUCCCUGGGGUAGCGUGGCGGAGCCAGGUGUGUACUGGUGGUGUGGAGAGUGUUUGUCACAAGGAGCAGGAGUUGAUGAAGAAGACAGUGGAGUGCAGAUGGAAGCUGGCUGAAGCUCAGCAGAGACUUUGCAAUUUGGAGCUGCACAACUCUGAGUCUUUGGAACAAGAGCGUGCCAAAGCACAGACUGAAUACUGGGAGCUGAAAAAGAAAGAGGAUGAAUGGAGGCAAAAGGAAGAAGAGCUGAUCUGGAAUGAGAGAAUGAGUUCGUGGAAUAUUGAUACAGUCAGUAAAGAAGUAUUUAAUAAGAGUGUGAUCAACAAAAGUACAAAAUGUAAAGAAGCAGAGGAAGACAAAUAUGGAAAAAAUGCAACAUUUGCACAGAAAUACGAACAACAGAUCAGGCACUUUGGCAUGUUGAAGCGUUGGAUUGACAGUCAGAGAUACUUGUCAGAUCAUUCCCACCUAGUUUGUCAAGAAACUGCUAAUUAUUUGAUAAAGUGGUGCUUUCAUUUAAAAGAGGAGGAGAAACAAGCACUGAUGGAGCAAGUGGCACAUCAGGCUGUCGUUAUGCAGUUCAUUGUAGAACUGGGCAGAAGCCUUCAACAGGAUCCCCGGGGCUGCUUCCGACAGUUUUUUGAAAAAGCAAGGAUAGCCGAAGAGGGAUACAUGGACGCCUUUAACGCUGAACUAGCAGCAUUCAUCCAGCGGGUACGAGAAUUUGCCAAUACGGUGCCACUACAGAAAGCAGCCCAACACCAGAAUCACUUGGAUGCUCGUGGUCGGUAUCCUGUGGAGGUGUUCGAGUCUUUGCCACAGGUUGCUGAACAAUAUUUGCAGCACUAUAUUGAUGCUGGACUAAGGAUCUACAGUACUCAAGAAGCCAAAGAGGAAAGAAAUGAGGAGCCUAGAAUGGACAUAUCAUAAGCGUUUAGCAAUAAUGCUGCCUACUAGAAAUAUACAUAAACAUUUUCACUACAGUGGAAGAAAAACCGGCUAUUUUUGUAUGUAACUGGUAACUUGCCUGUUCGAAUGCUGCACUUUAUUCGUCAGGAGUGUUUAAAAAAAGUUUUAUUGAAACCUGAACUGUUGGCAGUAUGAAUUGGAUGCUUAAGUGUCUUGAUGCUGGCUGUUUUGGAAUACAGUACAGGAUUUGUGGAUAAAUGUUCUGUCCUUUCCCACCUGAGCUCAGACUAUGAUACCUACUGGGUAGAUUCAACAGUUAUCUACAGAAGGUUUUCCCUUCACCAUUAUUCUGAUUAGGUUUCUUACAGGUGUGAAGUUCCUAACAACUGAGGCAGAGCAUCCCUGUAGGAAAUAAUGUACUUAAAACCAAUGUUUUAAGAGUAAAGGGAAUUGUGCCUUUGACUUUAGCUGCAGGGCGUACAUUUUUUUAGUGCAAGCAAUAAACGUGUUGAACGUGAACGGAUUUCCCCACCCAUCCUAAUACUUCACUAAUGUUAGUGGAAUAUUUUCACGACUAUGUUAUUGUUUAAAAUACACCAUAAUUUGGACAAAUUGGCACCUGCCUGAAGCUUUAUAAAAUAAGAAUUCAUAGGAAACAUAGGCACAUUCAAAGCAAAUCCAAAUAUACCAACUUCCCUUGUCUCUCAGCAUUCAUAUUUGCAUUUUAAGUUUGCUUGACAACUUGGCACAUCUUGAGUUCUUAUUCAGGAAAUGUUUUGGUACCCGGAGUGCUAAAAUGAUGUUCCACUUUCAUGAAAACAAUGCUUUGGCUUUGGAGUCGAUGCAGUCAUGGUCUGACUGGCCCAGAAUCUGUUCACUGCUUUGGGAAAGAACAGAGGGAUGGGAUGCAUUCUUUAGAAAUGAGAACAAACUACAUUUGCUGUGAUGUACAGAGAAUGUGUUUCAAGGCUUUUCGAUUUGGUGUGAGUCAGACUGAUUUCAUGUCAAAUUGUGUGUAAACACUUUCAAAUUAGCAGCACGAUAAUAAAAGUAGCUGCUUCUUGGUCCAGGGUUAUCUGGAUCACAGGAGCAGGAUUAAGUAAUUAUUUUGCAAGGGCAUAGUUUACUGAAUGGUUUCCAAUCAACCUGUAAAUUACAAUGAGCCUUGUUGUAUAUUUUAGGCCUCAAACAGUGAAAUCUUGAAAAUCAGGAUAAAUUUAAGGAGACUUCUACAUUUCUGGCUGCUUGAAGCUGCAGUGAUUUAGCAGAGGUAAUCCAUGGAAAAACACUGACAUUUUGUGUUCUUGUGAAUAAAUGUACUGGCAUUUGUGAAGAGUGAGUGAAACGAGUAUAAAGAUAUUGUUGAUUGACAAAUGAAACCUGUUACACAGGGGCACGAUGUUGCCUUGUGUUUGGCAAUGCAUACUCCAUUUUGAAGAGUUUAAACCUGUAAUACUGGACUGAGCUGCAUUGUAAAUUGGUGCCCAUUGACUGCAGAGACUUGAUUCCAAGUGAUUGGUCUCUUUGUGGCUUCAUUCAGUUCUCAGUUUAAUCACCGUUUAUCAUGUAAUUGCUUGUGGAUGUUUUUUGCCAAGUCUAUCUACAAAUCUGUAUAUGUGUGCUGCAAAACAGAAAUGUGCACCUUUCUGGUAAGAAUGCCGAGUGGUCACUUAGUUCUUGCACUGAUUUACUUACUAUGCCUUUUAACAAGAGAAUUAGUUGCUUGGUAUGAAUAAACAUGAAAAUAAGAGUUUUA